Messenger RNA from Nomia melanderi (Alkali bee), 1578 nucleotides. It is a transcript of the gene HLH54F, whose product is annotated as basic helix-loop-helix domain-containing transcription factor HLH54F. Gene Ontology annotation, biological process: regulation of transcription by RNA polymerase II; developmental process. The record is from RefSeq and is a predicted model, not a curated record. NCBI's taxonomy places the organism in Eukaryota, Metazoa, Arthropoda, Insecta, Hymenoptera, Halictidae. Gene Ontology annotation, molecular function: DNA-binding transcription factor activity, RNA polymerase II-specific; protein dimerization activity; RNA polymerase II transcription regulatory region sequence-specific DNA binding.
AGUACAAUUAGUUUCGCGCGAGCCUCGCGACCUACCGUGACAUUCCACUAAUACGAAUUAAAAGAAGGAUCGAACAACAUCAAACCCGUUCAUUUUAAAUUUUGUGGAACAUCUAAUAAUAAAAUUAAACAUAGACAAUUUAUCGAUCGAACCUGUUCAGUAAUUUCUGUAUCGAAUUACGCGGUUAACAUUGUUUACCGCUAGAAAAGCUGAAAGAAGCUAACCCGUAAUAGCGAGACAUUUGAACCAUUGUUAAACAUGCCACGAAAGCGACGUGUCUCGACACCAUCGUUCGACGCUGAAGAAAAUGAGUUUGUCUCCGAAGAGAAGUACAGCAAGGAUGACUUGGAUAGCCGUGCACCUAGGAACGCCGCGAAUGCGAGGGAACGUGCUCGGAUGAGAGUCCUGAGCAAAGCGUUUUGCAGAUUAAAGACUACUUUACCAUGGGUACCAGCAGAUACAAAGCUCAGCAAAUUGGAUACCCUUCGUCUCGCUGCAACUUACAUUGCUCACCUUCGAGCUGUUCUCAGGGAUGACGGGGAUGCACAUUCGGAAACUACGAGGUCUUUGUCACUCGCGCUGUCGUGGCCAUUCGCUCUUCAAGGCAGUAGCGCUUCGAUGUUGAUGAACAACAGUUGCAACGUGUCAUCCUCGACAACACCAAGUUCUAAUCAGUACCGUGGUCAGCAGGGAACACACGAGAUCCAGAAUUUCCAUCAUCCUGGACAUCAGAACAUGUCGACACGUCACAAUCACGAGCCGCAACUCUCCUAUUUCUAAUAUCCCCCUCUGAAACGAGGGAUUCAAUACUUUUUAACGAGCAAAACAAGAAUGCUCUGUUCACAAACGAGGUCUACUGUCUCUUUGAAUGAUGCCAAAUAAUAAGAUAAGCAUUAGAUACUAUAUUUAUUGCAGAGUGCCUUACUAUUCUACUAUUUAUUGAUCUACUAAUUAAUAUUUUUAAGCAAUCAUUAUUAUCGCGACAAUGCAAUCUAUUUUACUCAUUAUUGUAACCAAAGCAUAAGAACUAGUCCAAUAAAGUAUUUUUACAAUUGUAAAUCGUUAAUCUCUUUUCCUUCUUUUUAAAAUUUAUUUUUAACCACUAUUGUUCAUCGUUUUAAUUGUUAAUCCACUUUAAUUACCUAUCGCCGUGCUUAUGUAAAACUUUUUUUUGUAAUUAAUGCUUACAUUGUUUUCGUGUUUUAUUAUUCAGUUUAAAUAAAACAUGUAAUUAAUUUCAAAGAGGCUAAGUACAAUUUUCUCGAAGAAUAAUUACUUUCAAUAGAUUCUUUCAGAAGUUAUGUCUUAGUUAGUUUCCAAUAUUGAGGACUCUAAUUUUGAAUCCCAAUUUAUAUUGGAAUAAGUGAUUUCAUUUCCCUUCAUUUUAUAUACUCGAAUUGCUAUCAAUGUAAGCUAUACUUUAUAACUUUCCUAAAUUCUGUGUUCAGUUUAUUUCUAUUUCCAGUAUACACCUACGUUAAUUGUCCACUCGGUACUAUGUUUCUCAAACAACGCAUCAUCUUUUAUCACACGAUUCAACCAUCGAAAAAAAUGUAAAUCAAUACAUAGCAUGAAAAA